Zingiber officinale is the source of this 1178-nucleotide messenger RNA. Its product is annotated as trihelix transcription factor GT-3b-like. The transcript is spliced from 2 exons. Bases 213 to 1127 code for a protein of 304 amino acids. The record is from RefSeq and is a predicted model, not a curated record. Lineage: Eukaryota; Viridiplantae; Streptophyta; Magnoliopsida; Zingiberales; Zingiberaceae.
AUAAAUAAAAUUAGAAAAUUCGCAACAGGUAAUGGCAUUGAGGUAAUAUAAGGCCGAAGACAAGCCCGUUUAUGCGCCCUCCUCCGGCAUCGUGCUGCUAUAAAUUGAAGGCUAAACAGAUCGCCGACGAAGGGACCGUAGCUUUCGCUCGACGCCGAUGAGAUAGAAAAGGCAGGAGGGGAAGAUAACGGCGUUAAAUCAGUGGGUGUAUUAUGAUGCUCGGAGGUGGUGGCGGUGAUGACCCCUUCGGCUGCCGGAUGGCGAUGCUGGCGGUCGGAUUCCAGCCUAAUCCGCCGGCGGCGGAGAUGCUCAGCACGAGCGGUGGAGGGGCGAGAAGGAUGAGUUAUCCGUCGAGGGGGAAGGAGGAUAGGGUUCUGCAAUGGAGUCAGCAGGAGACGCGGGAUUUGAUCGCCGUCAGGGCGAAGCUGGAGCAGGGCUUCCCAGCGGCGCGAGGAAACAAGGCGCUGUGGGAGGCGGUGGCCGCCGCGAUGAGGGAGCGAGGGCACUUUAGAACGCCGGAUCAGUGCAAGUGCAAGUGGAAGAACCUCACCAAUCGAUACAAGACAGCCAAUCCCGAGGCCCGUCAUCAGCAAUGCCCUUUCUACGACGAGCUACAUGCCGUGUUCGCGGAGCAGGCCAAGAACACGCGGCGGCUCCUCGACGAGUCUGAGUCCGGCGCCUCCCAAACAAACAAGAGACUCAAGAAGGUGACAGGAGAGCGAUUCCUCGACGAAUUAUCCGGCGAGGGCGAAAACGAAAACAGCAGCGACGGCGAACGCCUUCCGAAGAGGGAAAGGAAGAAGUCCGGAAGAAGAGCGGCAGCCCGGAAGCCGCUGGAUAAAGCCGGAGCGGCCCGCCUCGAGGAGGUCCUUCGGGAGCUGCUGCAGCAGCAGCGUCGGAUGGAUGCGGAGUGGCUGGCGGCGGCCAAGCGGCGGGCGGAGGAGAGGCGGGCGAUGGAGCAGGAGUUGCGGGAGGCGAUAGGGAGGCUAGAGAGGGAGCGGGUGAUGCUGGAGACGGCGCAGCGGGAGCGGGAGGAGCAGAGAAGGGCGAGGGAGGAGAGUCGGGCGGAGAAGCGGGAGGCAUUGCUCGCUUCUCUGCUCGAUAAGCUCGUCAAGAACGACGAUUGAUCGGCAAAAAGUUGACUAAUUUUUAAAAAUACAAUAAAAAGAUGAAAUUAC